CAAUAUGUGACCAUAAAGGUAAAAUUUACACAAUAAAAAUGAAUGCGAGGUUUCGAACAAGUACCAAAUGUAAACAAACCGAAGUCGGAUUUUCUUGUAGAAGGUUUUCCAAAGCCAUAGAAUCACAAUGAGACGACGUGCUGGAGUUGGUGCUAUUCAGAGACAGAAAAUACAGCAAGAUAAAUUUAAGGAGAAAGGAAGUGAGAUUCAGGAAAACCAGUUGGAACAGAUGACUCUUCAAAUGGAGAAAUUCCGUGAAAAUUUGGAAGAUUUUGCAGCCAAGCAUAAGAAUGAAAUCAAGAAGAACCCACAGUUCAGGAAACAGUUUCAGGAGAUGUGUGCCUCAAUUGGUGUGGAUCCUUUGGCUUCUGGGAAGGGCUUCUGGUGCGAGAUGCUGGGCGUGGGAGAUUUCUACUACGAGCUCGGGGUGCAGAUCGUGGAGCUGUGCGUGGCCACGAGUCAUCGGAACGGCGGCGUGCUCUCCAUGGACGAGGUGCUGCGGAAGCUGAACCAGAGGAGGCGGCAGGAUAAUCAGAUUUCCGCUGAUGAUGCAAUACGUGCUGUCAAGAAACUACGUGUCUUGGGCUCCGGAAUGGAGGUGGUUGCAUCAGGAUCAUCCCAGUUCAUAUACUCUAUUCCCGGCGAACUCUCUAUGGAUCACACAACUCUUUUGCAGCAGGCUGAGAAGGCAGGCCAUCUGACAGUGGCCUCCACAGCCUCGAGCUUAGGAUGGACUAACGAGAGGGUGGGCCGCACUCUGGACCACCUGCUUCGUGUGGGUGUUGCUUGGAGAGAUGAUCAGGACCACCCAGCUUCCUAUUGGUUCCCGGCCUUCUUCCAGCAGUGUGCAGUGACAGAGUAAUAAUAACUUCUUUCAGUUUUUAGGUUUCUUUUAGUCACUCUCAAAGUGGUUUUGACAUUAUACCCAACUGAUUUGAUUUCGAUUUUGAUUUCUUUCUCUUUCUCUCUGAUAUUAUAUCCAGGUGAUUAUGAUAAUUUUUCCUUUUGAAUACUCUUUUUUAUGUGAUUUAGCAGUUUUAUGUCAGAUUUUUCCAACGUUGCCUUAAAACUAGUUCCUAUGGUAGAGGCUUUUUGUUCCCAGCGUGUCAUACCUGUACGAAAAAUGCCACUCGUUUCACCUCGGUUUAUCCUUGCCUUGUAACAAAUUUACAUUCUGCAUAGGAAAUCACUACCAAUAAAACACGGAAGAGAUUAGAGAUAAUGCAAAAUAUUUUAUUUAACUAACAUUGUGCAUUUAUUUUUUCAUUCAGUGCUCAGGUAUUUUCCUACACCUCAAGGAAUUUAAAGAUUUCUAUUAUGGAUACUCAAAAAAUUAGAAAACAUAAACAAGCAACAGUCCUAGCAAUGUCUAAUGGCAGAUCAGUCCACUGUUAGGUUAAUCACAGUUAGGAUACAAUAUCCAUACUGUAAUUCUUCAUUGAAAAUAAAAUUUUAUUUGUUAUCUCAAAACAAAA
Molecule: messenger RNA, 1475 nt
Organism: Penaeus monodon (black tiger shrimp)
Lineage: Eukaryota; Metazoa; Arthropoda; Malacostraca; Decapoda; Penaeidae
Gene: lsn
Product: vacuolar-sorting protein SNF8-like
Exons: 6
Coding region: 128-862 (244 amino acids)
Biological process (GO): protein transport to vacuole involved in ubiquitin-dependent protein catabolic process via the multivesicular body sorting pathway
Cellular component (GO): ESCRT II complex
Source: RefSeq, a predicted model, not a curated record